Oryzias latipes (Japanese medaka) is the source of this 991-nucleotide messenger RNA. RefSeq names its product myosin, light chain 12, genome duplicate 1 (gene myl12.1). The record is from RefSeq and is a predicted model, not a curated record. Lineage: Eukaryota; Metazoa; Chordata; Actinopteri; Beloniformes; Adrianichthyidae. Gene Ontology annotation, molecular function: calcium ion binding.
GUUUUAGUUGGUUCAUUCUGAUCGUUUAGACGAAACCAACUGUAAAAUCAGGAAGUAAAGGGCGGUGGUUGACUCGCUCCGGGAUAGCUGACGAGUGUUUUGUCGUUGUAAGAUUUAAAAAAGAAACCACCCUUCACGAUGGCUAGCAAAAAGGCUAAGGUCAAGUCCACAAAGAAGCGCCCUCAGCGCGCCACUUCCAAUGUCUUCGCCAUGUUCGACCAGUCCCAGAUUCAGGAAUUCAAGGAGGCUUUCAACAUGAUUGACCAGAACCGGGACGGGUUUGUGGACAAGGAGGAUCUCCACGACAUGCUGGCUUCCCUGGGAAAGAAUCCAAAUGAUGAUUACCUGGAGGCUAUGAUGAAUGAAGCUCCAGGACCGAUCAACUUCACGAUGUUCCUCACGAUGUUUGGAGAAAAGCUCAACGGAACAGACCCCGAAGACGUAAUACGGAACGCGUUUGCUUGUUUUGACGAAGAGGGAACAGGUUUCAUCCAAGAGGAUUACCUCAGGGAGCUGCUCACAACAAUGGGGGACAGGUUUACAGAGGAGGAGGUGGAUGAGCUCUUCAGGGAGGCCCCUAUUGAUAAGAAGAGUAACUUCAACUAUGUGGAGUUCACGCGCAUCCUAAAGCACGGCGCAAGGGAUAAGGACGAUUAAGGAGUCACAUCAAACCCGCCCGCCCCGCCUGUCUGCCGUCAGCUACAACACCGUGCCACAAACCUCCACUCUCCAAACAAACCAAAGCAAUAACUGUUCACACUGUUUGCUGUAAUUGUGCCUCUGCCAGAGGUUCACAUCUGAAUAGUUUUGUUUAGAACAUCAUGAGCAGAUGUGAAGUAACCGAAUUUUGGAAGCUCCAAGGGAUAUAAAUAUGAAACUCAUGCAAUCAGGUUUAGCUGAAUUUAUACAUGAAUGACUUUUUGAAUAAAGCCCUUUAUUAAGUUGUAUUUUUGCUGACUGUUUCUCUUCCAUAAAACACAAUCUGAAAGUU